UGUAUCAGUAUUAUAUACUACUCCCUCCGUCCCGUUUUUGACACUAGCGUAUAAAAGAUAGAGGAAAAGAGAAAAUGAAAUCCUUCCUCCUCCUCAUAUGGGCCUCCUUGUCCAGGCCCCUAACCUCGCCGGCGCUCGGCGCCCGACCGCCCUCGUCGUCCGGAGCGACCGCGGAGGGCGGUUCAAGGUCACCGCCGCGGCGUCCGGUGGCUCUGUGAAGGAGGAGGAGGAGGAGAAGGGGACCGGAAAGAAGGAGAAGAUAGUGAUUAGAGUCUUGGACCCCGUUCGGGAGAGGAGGCUGCCGCCGCCUCUGUUCUCAGCCCCAGAGACUCCGGCAGAGUCCCCGGCGGCGAUUCGGCGCCCGGAAGAGGACGGGGAAGAAAGGCGGAGGUACUACGUGAACAUGGGGUACGCCAUCCGGACGCUGAGGGAGGAGCUCCCUGACGUAUUCUGCGAGGAACCCAGCCUCGACAUCUACAGAACUACAGAUAAAUCAUGCAAAAUCUAGACUAGUUUAUUUGAAGUCAUCUCUGUACAUGCAUGUGAGCACACAAAUUCCUGUAAUGAUCUUAUUCGGGACUCCACGCCUCUCUUGAACCAGAUGGAACAGCGGCUUGCCUCCUAUUCCUCAUUUGUAUGAUUUGGUGUUAAGCUUAAAGUAGUUAAGUCGGUCCAAAGCUCUCUACUCACCUACUGUCCCGGCACCCUCAAGCUCCCGGACGGCGUUAAAGAGUAUAUCGGCGGAGCCCGACGCAUAUGCCUCUGGGGUAAAUAUGAGGCGACAGGAUAUUGCCAAUCCCUGCAGCAGCAUCGAUCUAUUCUGAAUGAGGCUUCGCUGCUCAAUUUUUUCCAUCUACAGCAAAGACAUUCCAUGGGUCAAACUUACUUGGAGAUAUUACCAAAACUAGGAGCCGCAUGCCACCGUCCCGAUUGGUUUAUUCUGGAUCAGAAAAGCAUAAUGAAGCUCAACACUAGCUGCAGGAGCAUUUACACUGGGAAGUCGCCCACGGGGAUACCACCCUCCUAUGGCACAACUGCCACGACUCCUGGAAUAAUGAUCCACUGGCCUACAGCCUUGCGGGAGAUCGUUCUUUCCCUCUUUAUGAUAGUAUUUUGGUUGCUGAGGCCGCUGAAGCCUAAGAACUAGUUCUGUUCCCAGCCCAUCUUACAGAAAUGGCAUUGGCAAAGGCUUGCCAUGGGAGGUGGAAUUGAUCUAGGAGGUAGAACAAAGUUGUCUUAGGAGUCCAUCUUUCAUGUAUAUUCUUGGCCCCUCGCUCUUGUAAACAUAUUCUCUUUUUGUAUUAUAAUAUACUGUCAGAGCCUCCCCUACAGUCUCCCCCCAGAAAUGAUCUUAUUAGCCAAAUCUUUGUUCUGUUUUUACCUUCCGGCUUCUAUGGAUCUUAAUUAUCAUUGAACCACUUGAAAGACUUCCAUCAUUCUGCUCCAAAAAAAGGCUGGAACAAUACUUGAUACUAUCUCUUUGCUAUGAAGAAAUUUGUUAGUCGAAACUGAUAAAAGAAGACAUGUAACUGUAAAAUCUAUACAUCACAAAAACUUUACCAACUCCAGUUACGAGAAAUUGCUUUCAUAUUACAUUAUUGGCUCUUGAUAGCCACAGAACUGUCAGGCCUAAUGCGCCAAUAAUUUGGGUAAAACUUAAAUAUAACUUUCUUUGUUUCUUGUGUGGAGAAGCUUGAAGCCUUGAACCAUACCUUCGUGUGGAAUGCAAUCUAGUUUUGUAUAGUAUAGUACUUCUGCUUUUUGCUGGCGGCUUUCGAGGGCCUCAGCUUUUUGCACCAUCUGUAUGGUCUUGAUAUUAUUUGUAGUGGGGUAUACCGUCAUGAGAAUUAUACUCCCAUGGUAUAUUCAUUUCUCAAGAUUUAUUCAACUCCUGUCUUCUUCUUUCUUAACCAUAUGCCACUA
Triticum aestivum (bread wheat) is the source of this 1923-nucleotide messenger RNA. RefSeq lists its product as uncharacterized. Lineage: Eukaryota; Viridiplantae; Streptophyta; Magnoliopsida; Poales; Poaceae. Bases 98 to 508 code for a protein of 136 amino acids. The record is from RefSeq and is a predicted model, not a curated record. The transcript is spliced from 2 exons.